Drosophila montana is the source of this 534-nucleotide messenger RNA. Its product is annotated as protein toll-like. NCBI's taxonomy places the organism in Eukaryota, Metazoa, Arthropoda, Insecta, Diptera, Drosophilidae. The coding region runs from base 258 to 518 and encodes 86 amino acids. The record is from RefSeq and is a predicted model, not a curated record. Gene Ontology annotation, biological process: signal transduction. The transcript has a single exon.
CCAGUAUUAUAUGUCUUUAUGAAAGAAAUCUUUGCAUUUCCCGUCCGGAACCCGAAAAUAGUACACCGUUGACAAUUGACGCAUUUCUUGCAUUUUCACACAAGGACUUGGAACUAGUCGGAGAAUACGUUGAAAAGCUGGAGAAGGGCUCUCGCGAAUUCAAGCUUUGUUUUUAUCAACGCGACUGGUUAAUUGGCGAAUCCAUUCCGGCAUGCAUUUUAAAAUCAAUAGAGGAAUCGAAAAGAAUUAUUAUACUGAUGACCAAGAAUUUCAAGGAGUCAUCCUGGGGUCGCUUCGAAUUCCGUAUGGCCAUUCAGGCCACCUCCAUCGACCGGUAUAAACGCCUGAUACUAAUUGUGUAUCCAGAAGUGGAAAACUUUAACGACCUGGACUCUAAGCUGAAAACCUUCAUGAAAUUUAAUACGUAUCUGCGACGUGAUGAUUCCCAGUUUUGGAGAAAACUAAUCUAUGCGAUGCCCCACAAUCAUGGAAAUACUGGACGAACUGGUCAGCAGUAAUGCCCGACAGGUUAAA